Molecule: messenger RNA, 2422 nt
Organism: Jatropha curcas
Lineage: Eukaryota; Viridiplantae; Streptophyta; Magnoliopsida; Malpighiales; Euphorbiaceae
Product: SRP72 RNA-binding domain-containing protein
Biological process (GO): SRP-dependent cotranslational protein targeting to membrane
Cellular component (GO): signal recognition particle, endoplasmic reticulum targeting
Molecular function (GO): 7S RNA binding; protein binding; ribosome binding
Source: RefSeq, a predicted model, not a curated record
UGGAGACAACAAAAGAACCCCAUUUGCUUUUUACUCUAAUCUCCAUUUUCUCAUCUGCUACUUCCGUUUUCUCUCCCGGUUUCCUGUUUGUUUUCCGAGAAAAUUACCAUGGCUCCUAAGCCCAAAGACAAAGGAAAACCCUUACCGUCGCCGUCGCAGCCUCCGCCUGCAAUCGAAGAUCUUUUCACUACCCUGAACAAACAUAUCCAGCGAUCCGAUUACGAGCAAGCCGUCAAAGUCUCAGAUCAAGUUCUUAGUAUAUCUCCUGCCGAUGAGGACGCAAUUCGAUGCAAAGUUGUGGCAUUGAUAAAGGCUGAUAGCAUUGACGAUGCACUUUCAACGAUUCAGGCAGCUCAGAGAGUUCCUAUUGACUUCAGUUUUGUCAAGGCAUACUGUUUGUACAGACAGAACAAGUUGAAUGAAGCUUUGGAGUCCUUGAAAGGCCAAGAGAGAAAUACUGAAACCAUGCUGUUAGAAUCUCAGAUUCUCUUUCGCAUGGGAAAAAUGGAUGCUUGUGUUGAUAUCUAUCAAAAGCUUCAAAAAUCCAAGAUUGAUUCCUUAGAAAUUAACCUGGUUGCUGGUUUGAUUUUGGGUGGGAGAUCUUCUGAAGUGCAAGGGUUGAUGGAAGCACAGAGAAUUAAAGCAUCUAGCAGCUUUGAGUUGGCAUACAACACUGCUUGUUCUUUGAUCGAAAGAAAUAAGUAUAAAGAUGCAGAACAACUAUUGCUGACAGCCCGAAGGAUUGGUCAGGAAACAUUGAUGGAUGACAACUUGGCUGAGGAUGAUAUAGAGAUUGAAUUGGCUCCUAUAGCUGUCCAAUUGGCAUAUGUUCAGCAGCUGUUGGGACGCUCACAAGAGGCAAUGGAAGCUUAUACAGACAUUAUUAACCGGAAUCUGGCAGAUGAAUCAUCUUUUGCUGUGGCGAUCAACAAUCUUGUUUCUCUGAAAGGAACGAGAGAUGUUUCUGAUAACCUGAGGAAGCUUGAUCGGCUUAAAGAAAAAGAUGCACAGGGUUUCCAGCUUGCUCGUGGACUGGAGAAGCUUUCUCCAAAACAAAGAGAAACUAUAUAUGCUAAUCGGGUGCUUUUACUUCUCCAUGCGAAUAAGAUGGACCAGGCACGGGAAAUUGUUGCUGCAUUGACAGACAUGUUUGCUGACAGUGUGAUACCUGUGCUGCUUCAAUCUGCAGUCUUGAUCAAGGAGAAUAAGGCUGCUAGAGCUGAAGAAAUACUGGCACAAUUUGCUGAAAAGUUCCCUGAUAAAUCCAAGCUUGUUCUUCUUGCAAGGGCACAAGUUGCAGCUGCUGCCGGCCAUCCUCAAGUUGCAGCUGACUCCCUGGCUAAGAUACCUGAUAUCCAGCACAUGCCUGCCACAGUUGCCACCAUUGUGGCUCUUAAAGAGCGGGCUGGAGAUAUUGAUGGUGCAUCUUCAGUCCUUGAUUCUGCUAUCAAAUGGUGGUCAAAUGCCAUGGUUGAGGAUAACAAGCUGUAUCUUAUAAUGCAAGAAGCUGCUUCCUUCAAGAUCAGGCAUGGGCGAGAGGAAGAUGCUGCCCACCUGUAUGAGCAACUUGUUAAAAGCCAUGGUAGCAUAGAGGCAUUGGCUGGGCUGGUAAGAACAGUUGCUCGUGUGAAUGUUGACAAGGCAGAAGCUUAUGAGAAGCAACUGAAGCCUUUACCAGGUCUCAAAGGGAUUGAUGUGGAUAGUUUGGAGAAGACGUCUGGGGCAAAGCAUGUUGAAGGUUCUCAUGUGUUGGCUGCUGAAGUACAUGAAGAGGGCAAGAAAGAAAAACCAAAGAAAAAGAGAAAGAGAAAACCAAGGUACCCUAAAGGAUUUGACCCAGCAAAUCCAGGUCCUCCGCCAGAUCCAGAGAGGUGGCUUCCAAAGAGAGAAAGAUCCAGUUACAGGCCUAAGAGAAAGGAUAAGAGAGCAGCACAGGUAAGAGGAUCUCAGGGUGCUGUAGUUAGAGAGAAGCAUGAUGCUGGUGCUACUGCUACCAAUUCCAGCACCUCAAAUUCAAAAGCAAGCCAAGCUACAACUUCCAAGGGAACUACGGAACAAUCAAAGCCUUCAUCCAAGUCAUCAAGGAAGAAGUCCAGGAAUUAACUAGUAGACCUCCACUUUCAGCACUCUCUAAACCAAACCCAAUGUUCUCACCCCCGAAAACAAAGUAAUGGAAAAAAGCAAAUCCAAAAACAGAGAGAGAUAGAUUAAGGAAAUCCUGUAGUUUUUGAUAAAAAAGUUUUCAAAUUGUUUGUCAUCGUUUAUUUAGCUUUGAUGUUCAAGCUGAGAUUUUGGUGGUUUACUAUUGACGUGUCAGGUUUAAUUUGAUAAAUUGGAAUACUUAGGUGUUCUAUUUCUUUUUCAUGCCCAAGGAUCAGUAUCUUUUAUGAGAAGUUGCUCUAGCAUUAAUGCUUGUUUUCCA